AGCGGCGGCAGGAUGUUUCUCAAGCUGGCGGUCGCGGUGCAGGUGCUGUCGCUGCUGGCAAACCGGGUGCCUGGUUUCCCCAACCCCGGGGGCAAAGAUAAAGCUAUACACAACAGACAAUUAAGUGUAGAAAGACCUUUGGAGGAACAGAUUGCUGAAGCUGAAGCAGACAAGAAUAGGAAAACAGCUCCCACAGAAAAUAAGCCAGAGUUCAGGAAUUAUUCCUUUGCUGAUGACCUGAAUCUGCUAAGAUCAGUAGCAGAAAGAGAGAGGAAUGAAAAGGAGAGGGAGUCAAUUAGAAGCUCUUUGUAUGAACAGCAACUGGCCAUUGAUGAUGCUGACUCCACCAAGAACCGCAGGCUGGUGGAUGAAUAUGAUUCCACUAAGAGUGGGCUGGAUUAUAAAGUCCAAGAUGAUCCAGAUGGCCUCCACCAGUUAGAUGGCACUCCUUUGACUGCUGAAGACAUUGUUCAAAAAAUUGCUGCACGAAUUUAUGAGGAAAAUGAUAGAGGAGUGUUUGACAAGAUCGUUUCAAAACUUCUAAAUCUGGGGCUAAUCACAGAGAGCCAGGCUUAUACCCUGGAAGAUGAAGUGGCAGAGGUUUUACAACAGCUAAUUGCAAAUGAAGCAAAGCAUCGUGAGAAGGAGUCUGAAGAUUUUGAUUACCCUCCAAGCAGAGCAGACAGUGAUACAAAAGAAAAGCAACAGGAAAGAAUGACACCAAGCAAAGUGGAUCAAGAUAGUUUCAUUAAUGGAGAAAUUGAUGAUACACUGGAUAACACAUGGUCAUCAUCUAAUGUCUUGGAAAGAAGAAAUGAGCUGCCUUCUGAAGAUAAUUUUGAAGACCUCCAAUAUUUUCCAAACUUUUAUGCACUGUUAAAAAGUCUUAACUCAGAGACGGAGGCAAAAGAGAAGGAGACCUUGAUAACUAUCAUGAAAACCCUGAUUGAUUUUGUGAAGAUGAUGGUUAAAUAUGGAACAAUCACACCAGAAGAAGGAGUUUCCUAUCUGGAAAAUUUAGAUACAAUGAUAGCUGAGCAGACAAAGAAGAAACUUGAGAACCCCUCCACUCCAACCAGAACAAAGCUACCAGCAGACAAAAGUAGUGAGGAAGCAGACAGUACAAAGGAAGAAGCAGCUAAAAUGGAAAAGGAAUAUGAAAUUUCAAAGGAUUCUACAAAAAUUGAAGAGCAAAAUGCAGCAGGAAACAGUGAAGAGCCCAGAGGGAAAGCUGAGGCAUAUCUGGAAGCAAUCAGGAAGAACAUAGAAUGGCUAAAAAAACACAACAAACAAGGUAACAAAGAAGACUAUGAUCUUUCAAAGCUGAGAGAUUUCAUUGAUCAGCAAGCUGAUGCUUACGUGGACAAGGGCAUCCUGGACAAGGAAGAGGCUGAUGUAAUUAAACGCAUAUAUAGCAGCCUGUAAAAACCUAGUGGCUGCCAAACGUGUAGAAAACUAGUAUAGCUUCCCUCACUCCCAGCUCAAUGACUUAUGAUCUGUUAAUUUGAGAAUAUCAUUAGAAAUGCUCUGUUUACAUUGUCCUGACAAUUUUUUUAGGCAGAAAUGGAGAGCUGUAGUGCUCUACACUGACUGCGUACUCACAAAUCCACCCUAAACGCCAAAUUCUGACACUGAAUUUCUAUUUGAUAGGGUAAAUAAUUAUGUAAUGUUCUCUUUGAUUUAUUAUUUGUGUUUGGUUUACUUUUGUAGAUAGGCCAAUCGUUUCUGAUGGAAAGUUCCUUUAAUGCUACAUCUUUUUUGCUCUCACUCCCCUAGCUUUCUAUAGAUGCAACUAUGUAAAGGGCAUUAUUAGAAAAUAGUUCAUAGUUCUCUAAAUAAAAUAUUUGAAAAUAAUUUACCUAUUAAAGUUUUCCUUAAUAUGAUUUCAUAAACAGAAAUCUUGUUUUUAAACCCUAAUGCCUUUUUUCCCUUGACCCUUUUUUAUUUCUUUAUGUAGUAUUCUAUAACUUGAACUACAGUGUCUUCAGCUGACUGAUAAAUCUUUGACACUACAACUGCCUUCCAUGUUACAGAGCUGUAUUCUUCCCAUUGUUGCUUCAUUCAGCAUGUAUAAACAUUUGGUGCACCAUUUGAUGAUUGUGCAUGCAUAAUUAGUUGAAUUCCUGAUGUGAGUAGCCUGAUAACAAGUGUAAAUAGACAUUACUUUCUUUAAAGGGGAGGGGAAAAAAAAAAAAAAGGAAAGCGAUUCAACUCAUUUUGCAUGGGAAGGGGAGUUUGCAAAUAGAGGUGUUUUUAGGAACAUGGACCCUGCUUUUCAGAAAGACUUAAAGAACCUCUCAUAUCUCCAGCAUCUCUGAAUAGCAAGGCUGUGGUGUGUUUCUGAUCUGCGUUGAGCGGUAUUAUUCGGAAAACUAUUUUUGGGGGCUUAUAUAUGCUACCACUAGCCAAGAAUUUGGCACCUCCUAAAGAAUGAAAAACGAAACUGAAAAUGUUGACCUCGUUCUUCUUUCUCAAUUUAUAGAGUUUCUGAAGAAUGGUUUAUAACAUCUUUUAUAUUUAAGUGAAUGGAUAAGUUUAUGCACAAAGAACUCAUGAAGCAAGAUCAAAGGUAAAAAAAGUUUUUUGAGAAAUAAAUUUUAAACUGAGUUCCAGAAGAUGUAAAUCCUGAGACUUAUCCCCUGCAGUAAAUGAACUCCAGGAAAGCCCUGUUCUCUUUAGUUACAGGUUCUUCAUUGAUAAUUGGGGUUAUCCCUGCUCUGACUUUUUU
Athene cunicularia (burrowing owl) is the source of this 2728-nucleotide messenger RNA. RefSeq names its product secretogranin III (gene SCG3). Gene Ontology annotation, biological process: protein localization to secretory granule. NCBI's taxonomy places the organism in Eukaryota, Metazoa, Chordata, Aves, Strigiformes, Strigidae. Gene Ontology annotation, cellular component: secretory granule membrane. Bases 13 to 1425 code for a protein of 470 amino acids. The record is from RefSeq and is a predicted model, not a curated record. The transcript is spliced from 12 exons.